CAAAUCGUUUUAAAAAAUCGUUCUCGUUAUUUCAAAUUUCUGUUGACUAUAAAAGCACUUGAAAAAUUUUACUGAGGUGGCAUCAUUAAAUAAAAAUUUAACGAAACUGUGUUAACAGGAGUGCCAACAAAAAUUAUUAAACAACUUGAGUUACAAAUGGUAUGCUCAUAUUGCGUGCCUAAUCUUUUGUGUUGAAAAUAGUUUUUUUAACGAAAAUAGCAAAUUAUUUUUCGUAAAUAAAAACUUAUAAACAAAAAUUAUACAAAAUGCCAAACCGUGGCGGGUAUCGUUCAAAUACCAAUGAAACCAAUCGUUUCCAUAGCUUUUUAAAUCGUAGCAAUGAACAUGAUAAUCGUGGCAAUAACAAGGAUUCCACUAAAGGUAUACGCCGUGUCCGUUUCAAGCACAAUCGUAAGAAUGAAAUUUCUGAACAUGCUGCACAUGCACGCUUGGAAGAGGAUGAUACCAUGAGUUUCGAAUUAUCGAAGUAUGGUGGAGGAUUCCGUCGUAAAGGUUCACCAGUACCAGCAGGAAAAUUCAAUAAAUUGAAUGUUAGCGAUUUUGGAUGGUACCAAGUCACGAUCCAUGGCGGUCACCGUUACUCACGGGAUGAUGUUGUACGUGAAUUACUUAAUGCUUUGCAUCCGAUGGUAUUCAUGCCUUGUUAUUGGCGGAUUGAGAAAAAUUCCAUUGUUUUCUACUUGGAAGAUUAUACUGUUGCUGAAAAGCUAAAAUUUUAUGAAAAACCUAUUCAAAUGAAUGAUGGUUUUCGUUUACAUUUACGUGUACGUGAUGGUUUCCCUUAUAUUACAGUCGAUGAUAACCUAAAACAAAAAAUUGCGCUAGCUAUGACAUACAAAUAUGAUCGAGGAACUAAAUGUAUGGAUUUGAGCUGUUUUCAUAAAGAUCCCAAUUUCAAAAGCGAGUUUUGUGCUUUGAUUCGUCCCAACGUUAUGUCAGCGGUACUUAACAUAAUGACGGAGUUUACUCCAGACGUUGAGAUACUUAACUUAAGUCAAAACUUUUUAACAAAUUUGGAAGGAUUUAAAAAUACAUCUACUCGAUUACCUAAGUUAAAAACGCUGUAUUUGGAUAAUAAUAAGAUUAUGUCAUUGGCUAAUUUGUUGGUUCUUCGCGACAUGAAACUUGUUGAAUUAACUUUAAUGGGUAACCCUUUACGCAAUCGUUUCAAGGAACAAAAGUUUUAUAUCAGUGAGGUCCGUCGUAAAUUUCCACAAUUGAAAAAACUGGAUGGAGCUGAGUUAUUGCCUCUAGUUUCGUUAGACUCAUACCAAGGUAAAUUACCAAAAUCGCACGCAUCAUGUUUGAUUCAGGAGUCAGCUGCUUCCAUGCUCCAGACUUUCCUAAGCCAAUAUUUUCUAAUAUUCGAUUCAGAGAAUCGCCAACCGUUGUUGGAUGCUUAUCAUGAGAAAGCAUUAAUGUCGAUUAGUGUAGCACCAGCAAGCCAAGCUGGCAGAUUAUCAUCAUUCUGGAAAUAUAACCGCAAUUUGAAGCGAUUAGUUGCUAAUGAUUCACAAACUCGAAAUAUGAAAAUCGGUCCUUUAGCAAUUGUUUCAACACUUGCGGAAUGGCCUCGUGUUAUACAUGAUAAAUCUUCUUUUACUGUGGAUUUGACUUUUAUUUCGGACGAAGUUGUGAUAUUUACAGUCACUGGAUUGUUUCAAGAGGUCGAUACUAGCCCAACCGCAACCAACGGUAAUAUUCGGACUUUCGCACGUACAUACUUUCUUUUGCGUACCGGAAAUACAUUGGCCAUUCGUAAUGAAUUGAUUUAUAUAUCAAAUGCUACUCAAGCACAAAGUAAAUCGUUUAUGAAAAAAUCUGUGGGUAUGACUGAAGCACAAAAUUCUACAAUGACCAAUAUGCAAGCUGCUACCAACAUCCAAUCUCGUCUGCAACCAGGAGCAUCUGCCGAUGCAAUGUAUUUACCAAACGCAAUGAGUCAAAUAAAUUUGAAUGGUGCGUCUACAUCUGCAGCAGCCAUGCAGUUACCUAAUGCAAUUAAUCAAAUAAAUAUAAAUCAAGCUUCUACAAGUGGAAUGCAGUUACCUUUAGCGGUUCAAGGAAAUAUCAAUGAAAAUGCAACUAGCAACGUAGCUAAUAUCGGUAUACCAGAUGACGCUACUAAAAUACGUAUGGUGCACGCUUUGCAUGAAAAGAGCAAGAUGAAUUUCAUGUUCUGUGAGAAGUGUCUCUCUGAAAAUCAAUGGGAUUUCGAUACCGCUUGUCACAUGUUUGAGAAGGCAUACAACGAAGGCCGGAUUCCACCAGAUGCAUUUAAAUUAUCAUAAAAAAUUAAAUAUCAAUUUUUUUCAAAUAAUUUUAAUUUUUUUAUUCUAAAGAGAA
Messenger RNA from Teleopsis dalmanni, 2367 nucleotides. RefSeq names its product nuclear RNA export factor 1 (gene sbr). The transcript has 11 exons. The record is from RefSeq and is a predicted model, not a curated record. NCBI's taxonomy places the organism in Eukaryota, Metazoa, Arthropoda, Insecta, Diptera, Diopsidae. Gene Ontology annotation, cellular component: nucleus; cytoplasm. The coding region runs from base 267 to 2312 and encodes 681 amino acids. Gene Ontology annotation, molecular function: protein binding; RNA binding. Gene Ontology annotation, biological process: poly(A)+ mRNA export from nucleus.